UUCAAAGACACUGAAACAUUCAUGAAGUGACAAGUGUCUUGACUUCAAAGGGAAUUAUUGGAUGGCUGGUGACUUCAACAAAUAAAGGGCCAGAAAACUCCCAUAAUUUUGAGAUAAACCGGUUAUGCAAAAGGGAAGCCAUUAAAGAGCAAAAACAAAUGGAGAAGAAAGGACAUUUUGUGCUAAUUCAUGGAGCCUCUCAUGGAGCCUGGUGCUGGUAUAAAGUGAUACCUCAGCUCAAAUCAGUGGGUCAUAAGGUUACAGCAAUGGACAUGGCUGGUGCUGGGAUUCAUCCAAAGCAAGUUCAUGAGGUACAGUCCAUUUCUGUUUACUUUGAACCGUUGAUGAACUUCAUGGCGUCGCUCCAACCAGAGGAGAAGGUGAUUCUAGUUGGUCACAGCAUGGGUGGGUAUUGCAUAUCAGCUGCCAUGGAAAGAUAUCCUGAGAAAGUAGCUGUUGCAGUAUUUGCCGCUGCUUACAUGGCCAGUCCAACUCUCCCUUUUGUAACUAUUUCUCAACAGUUCAAAGAAAAAAUGGAUUCCGACAAGGCCAUGGACUCUCAGUUUCUUUUCCACAAUGGACUAGAUAAGCCUCCGACUUCAGCAUGCCUUGGACCUAAUUUCAUGGCAUCCAAGUUCUACCAGUUAUCCCCACCUGAGGAUUUAACGCUUGCACUAACUUUAGUCAGACAUGUUGGUUUCUUUAAUGAUGAAGAAUCAAUCAAGGCUGUUGCACUGACCAAGGAGAAAUAUGGAACGGUUCCUCGAGUUUACAUUGUUUGUGGCAAAGAUAAUAUCCUCAAACAAGACUUCCAAAGGUGGAUUGUUGAAAGCAGUCCACCAAACGAGGUAAAGUUGAUUCCGGAUUCGGAUCAUAUGAUCAUGUUCUCGAAACCGAAGGAAUUGUGCUCUUGCCUUGAAGAAAUUGCAGAGAAAUAUACUUGAAAGCGCCAUUGAUGACUACUCUCACUACUAGGAAUUUGCUCAAGAUUAGCUGAUAUGAGAUGAAUAAAUGUCAUAACUUCCAUUGUUUUAGGCUAGAUGCCAAAAUGAACUUUUAAGGGAAGUUACGCUUAUAUUAAAUUAGACUUAUUUCAUCAAUUGAAAAGUUUGGUUAAUCGCACAAA
Messenger RNA from Gossypium raimondii (Peruvian cotton), 1126 nucleotides. RefSeq names its product methyl jasmonate esterase 1. The record is from RefSeq and is a predicted model, not a curated record. Gene Ontology annotation, molecular function: methyl salicylate esterase activity; methyl jasmonate esterase activity; methyl indole-3-acetate esterase activity. Bases 159 to 944 code for a protein of 261 amino acids. Lineage: Eukaryota; Viridiplantae; Streptophyta; Magnoliopsida; Malvales; Malvaceae. The transcript has 3 exons. Gene Ontology annotation, biological process: jasmonic acid metabolic process; salicylic acid metabolic process.